Molecule: messenger RNA, 1620 nt
Organism: Clonostachys solani
Lineage: Eukaryota; Fungi; Ascomycota; Sordariomycetes; Hypocreales; Bionectriaceae
Source: the annotation of a GenBank genome assembly
AUGACGGAUCGGCCUGGCCUUCUCUUGACUUCGAAGCAAGCCUUCAUCCUCGAGGAUCCUCCGGAAGGGGACCAGGCCCAAACCGAGACCUAUCUGAUCACCGGGUCUGCCACAACCAGCCCGCUGUCCGCCGCCGCAGUUGGGAAUGCAGCAGCGGAGAGCCCAUUCUUCGAGUUGCUGGCCAGUCAGACAGAGACGGCCAUCACGAUCCAUCUCGGAUUGCUGACCACGCUGCUCGUAGCCGUCCCCUCGCUCCCGGCGGCGGCCAUCGCGAAUAAGUGCAUCGAUCUAUACACGCGGUACGUCUUAGGGGCCUUCCCUCUGUGCCACGAGGCCACCAUUCGCGCCACCGCUAGUCGGUUCCUUAUCCCGCUCUCGGCAUCGGAGAAUCACGCCGAGAACCGGGCACUCGUCUCGCUGUGCUUCCUCGCCGACAGCGAACAUGAACGGAUCGGCGCUUUCAGGAGCAUCACGCUCCUGACGGCGCUCUGCGCCGCCGUGUCGUGCGUGGUCCCCGAGACUCUGCUCCCGAGCAAACACAUCGUGGCGCCACUCUUCCUCCGGGCCUCUAGGGAAACGCUUAGGAUCUACGAGGACUACGACCUCGAGCACCCCGACUCGUCCUCGCUCGGAAUUCGGCACUUCUUCUCGUCGGCUAUCCAGAGCGCCACCGGCCUGUACGGAGCGGCUUUCCACUUCCUCAACCAGGCGGGGCUCGUCGCCAUGAAGAUGCGCCUGUACGACGAGAGGUCUCUCAAGGGACUCGAUCCCGUCGAGGAGACGCUUCUCCGAAACACCUUCUGGCAGCUGUACGUCUGCGACCAGACGGCCCUGGUCAUGAAGGGCCGUCCAGUGGUCAUCCACGAACCAUUGUUCGAGACCGAGUUCACCGUCCAAACGCACUCUCAGACUGCUGUCCCGCUCUUGCUUCACGACGAGUACUCGAAUGGGAUAAGACUGGAAGAGUCUCUGUCCACGGGGUUUCACAUCAUCUGUCGGCUGUGGACCAUGGCCGCCCGCGUCAUUCGCGGUAUGGAGUUGCUGUCCGGGAAGAAGGCCCCGGACGCCGUGAUUAUCGACAUGGAGCGUCGCAGCGAUGCCGUCGCGCGCUUGUCUGCCGUAUACUUUGAGGUGAUCACGCUCUCGAGCGAGUUACCUGCUACCUCUGCAGCAGGCCUGCUCGACGACUCGUCUCCCAACAGCUACCAUCGGGAUGCGGAUCAGCACUUGCUCGAAAUUCUUCAGAGGCAGCGGACCAGCUAUUUGCUUACUCUGUACAGCAUCAAGGCUUUUGUCUUAAACACUGCCAUUCAUUGUAACAUGCCGGAGGUCGUGGGCAUGAACGCUGAGCCCAUGACUCUCUUUAUGAAGCAGAUCGAGCUGGCGAACGACUUUCUGCACUCCUUAGAGAGCGUCCCGUUCGUCCACCUCCAGACGGAGGGUGAACAUUGUUCGGAGAAGAUCAGACGGAUCGGUAGCGUCCUGCUCAAGAUAACCCACGACGCGACAGACGAAGUGGUCAAGACCCGGGCGAACCAGUGCGCCGAGCGCUUGGUCGACAUGCUUGCACGCUUAAACUCGAAAGCAUCAGACAUCUUGGUGCAGCAGAUGGAUUUAUAG